Molecule: messenger RNA, 5852 nt
Organism: Vitrella brassicaformis
Lineage: Eukaryota; Vitrellaceae
Source: the annotation of a GenBank genome assembly
CUUUCUUUCUCGACCUGUCGUUUGCAUUGGGGUGUGUUUGUCACCCCCCGGCCCCUCGCACGGCAAAACCGCUGCGAGUUUUCUGCAAACGCCAUAAGGAUGGACGAAGUCACUGAGGGCGCGAGGAGGGAGAGGUCACUGUGUGGAGCCCUCAAGGUUUUGAGCGCCUUUGUUGAAUUCCGGCCCCUUGCAGUCGCGGCUCUCUCUUUUGAAACGAUGGUGUUUCCCUGGCUCUUCGUCAUCUCCCUUUUCUGCCCCGCUGCCGGCGUCCCAGCAUGCCCUGCCCUGGAUGCAUGGCCACCACUGGCCGAAAAGUGGCUCUCUUUGGUAGGUACCUGCCAGAAUAGCCUUAUGGCAUCGUUAGGCAUCGUUUGUGCAUGUGCAUGCGCUUCUGUGUCUUUGCGCCUGUAUGCAGGGAUCCUAUAGCUUCAACAGCCUCACGUCGGAGUCUUCUCUGGCGUGGGUUGCCAAUGGCGUCACUGCAUCCAUCAGUAUUAUCAACGGUGAUGCCACGAUUGCGAUGGGGCAGGAGCAGGCCGCAUAUUUCGAUAUGGACUUUGAUGAAGCAGGAAAGUGCCGCUUUCAUCCACGGUUCCCACACACACACGAUGUGCAUUUCCUCUAUGUGCAGGGUUGCCUCUUGACUCCUUCGGAGCCCUUGACGUUAACAUUUCAUUGUCACAAGUGAGUUUGCCAAGUGUACCAGCAAAUCCGAGUUUUUGGAGCGACAUCAGACCCAACGGAUUCGAGCUGAUGAAAUCCAGGUUUGGAUGACGCACAUUCGCACCAGCUGGCUGCAUCACCACCUUUGCUAUCCUGGACUUUGUCACGAAGGGCCCGAGCAAUGCUCGUGUUGGCUCGUUGAUCGUCUUCCGCGAACAGGGCGUCCUGAAGGGGGCAAUCACCUACACCGACGGCAACGACAAUUACAUCCAACUGACAGAUGAGACAUUUCCUCUGGCUGAUGACGGCAAGGAGCACGAAUACAUCUUCGGCGUGCCAACCAUCAGCAACAGUGACGGGACCGGACGCAUCUUCUUGUGCGAGGAUGGCGUCACACUCAUAGAGAAAAACAAUCUCAACAUUGUCACCACCGUCGUCACUGUGGUUCGAGUCGGCUACUCCCUGUGGGGUCAGCACACGAGGGGCAGCCUCAUCCUUCAUCACCUGCAGUUCCUCGUCCCCGAGCUGCCAGACCUUUACGUCAACGCAGAGACAGGAGACGACGCAAACGAUGGAACCACACCUGCCAGCCCUCUCGCGACAGCCGUCCGAGCUGCAGAGAUAGCACGAGCCGGCACCACAAUCCACCUUGCACCAGGCACUUAUCGUGGCCCUCUGAAGCUGAGGGGAAACGGCCGUUCGCAGAAGGCGCUAAAAUUCGUCGGGGAGGCCAACAAGACGGCGAUUGUCGGCUCUCUUCGAGCUGACUCGCUGCAAUGGAGCCACCAUGACGGUAACAUAUAUGAAGCAGAUGUCAGCGAAGUGUACGACUCUUGGAAACUGACGAAAUUGCCGCGGAUAGUGUGUGAGGUCGACAGUGCGAUGCCCGGUGUGUGUCGGCAGCGUUACUAUAUUGCUCGCUCGCCCAACUACCACGAGCCGGGCCCUCCAUAUGCAUAUAAGCACAUCCAAUAUUGGUGAGGUGGCACACAGCCUGGAGGAUCGCCUUGUGUUGUCAUUCCUUUGCUGUCGGCAGGUAUAUGGCCGACGGAGGGGCUGGCGUGCCUUCCUGUACCCCGGCACCACCUGGCCGAAACAGGUGGUGCGACGAAGGUGAGAGUGAGAGUAGGGCGGUUACCUGUAUAUUCCAUCGUUCCAUGUCUCUUGACGUGUCCAUUCUUGUUUUUGAAAUUCAGAUUUGUGGUCAUAUACGGAGCUUACAGAUGUCGAUCACUUUCCUGAUGACGGCAACGGCUCGUAUGCCAUCCCGCCUCCCGGCAUCCAGCCAGCAGCCAACUUAAAGACACUCCCGGAUCUCAAGGGCGCGAAAAUUUUCAUCAACGACGGGAGGUCUGGCUUUUGGACGAAGCGCUUUCAAGUCGCAACGCACAGCAAGCAGGCUGGCAAACUCAUCAUCAACGAGGAUUUCUUUUGCCGCGACCCUGAAAUCAUCUGCAUUCGAGCCUACGCCCAGUACUUCGUCUAUGACAAGUUGAACCUUCUGGACAGUCCUGGGGAGUAUUGGUUUGACGAAGCAAACCAGAGGCUCUACAUGUGGAAGAACGACGGAGUGGACUGGUCUGAGAUCGAGAUAAUGGGCGACGUGGACUCAAGCGAUGAGGCGACAGGCAUCGACCUCUCGGGAAAGUCGUUUAUCACUAUUGAUGGCGUUCGUGUCGCUUUCUUCCGGAGAGGCGUCAUCGAGUCUGGCAAGGUAGGAUGCACAUGCCAUCUACCACUUGCGACUGAUUCACCCAUCAAUAUCCACCUCUCUUUCCUUCAGGAAGGUGAACCCCUCUCACAGCAUGUGACUCUGACAAACUGCCACUUUCAUGCCAUUUCUGAGGAUGGCAUCCGCCUUUUCCGCACUCUCGACAGCAAUGUUCCAGGGCGAAAAACACAGAUGUUGACCAUCACCAACAACGUGUUCUCCGAAAUAGACGAAUUUGCUAUUUGGUCUGGUCCAAGCUUCUUGCAAACAGACGGAAGGUCAGUCAAUCCUCUUGGCGCUGCACGGCGUGCAAGGGGAAAAACAAUUGUGUCUUCUUUUCACUGAUGUGCGUGGUUGCAUGCUGAUGCAGCUCGGAACAAGGGCGAGACCCAACGAAUGCUGAGGUCAGUAUACGAGAUCUCUACGUGGCCCACAACUACUUCACCCGCAUCAGCUUCCACUACAAGAACCCAUUCACUCAAAGGAUGUUCGGUCCCGCAGCCGUCUCAUUCAUGGCUGCGACGAAUAUCACGUUCGUGCACAACGUGAUAGAAUACGUUGGUAUGAUGCAAGACAUGCAUACAAUGUGACAAAGCUCAUGCUUGUUGUGCCGUGUCUUGUUCUUCUGCGUGCAGGCGGCUAUGCGCUUUCAAUGCGCUACGUAAAACAUGGAUCGGACGGAACCCCGUACGCUACUGCCGAUGAUGUCAGAUACGGUGAAAACUUGGCCGCCUGGAACGAAAUGCGCAUGGCUUCGUUGGUCAAGGCCGACAGUGGGAUAAUAGCGGUCUCUGGGGCAAAACCUUUCAACACGCUCUUUUAUGAGGUCAGCUGAGACACAGUGACGAUUCGCCUGAUGCCUUUGAUUUUUACUUAUGAUUCCAAUGGAUUGCCUUCAGAACCACAUGGACAAUACAUUUGGUUGGACAGGGACGGGCAGCAGGAAAGACAGCCCGAUGGGUACGAAGCCGUCCGGUGCGCCUUUGCACAUGAAUCCGUGCAUUUACUGUGAUACGCAUAUGUGCAGGUGCGGGAAGUGGCAUGUAUCAAGAGUGGAUCGCCGGGGUCAGCCUCAUAUGUCACGAAAAGGAAUGGGGCUGGCUCAUCCCGGGCUGUCCAUGAUUGCAGGGCGUAUACUUUCGUAAUGUGGUGUGGAACGUUGUGGUAAGUGAGGAAGAGAUGGCUGUAAUUCAUCCAUGAUUACGUGCCUUUGUGCAACAGGAAAAGGCCUUCACCUACCAUUGCAGUGAAGAGAUGGAAUGCCAUGUCAUCUUUCUGAACAACAUGCUUGCCCGGUAAGGGCAUAUCGGAAGAGACACGCUCUCAAAUUACGCUUUCGGUGUGAAUUCUGUGCUGCAGAGCCAGAAGGUGUGUGAAACAAGACGAGCGUCAGCAGAGCAUUCCAGCAAAAUCAUUCACAUUGCACAACAACCUUUUCGUCUCCUGCUCGGAAGCCACGGACUUCGACCGUCCAGACAGCCCUCCUUUCAGCAGAGAUUGGUUCGAUGUCGACUACAACAUGUACUACGACAUUAGGUAUGAAGACGGCUCUCCCGGAUUGGUGCUGCAUCUGGAACACGGCCCCAAGUCUGACAGAGAAGAAUUCACAUAUAACACACUGGCGGACCUGUCGGCUGCAUCAAGCGGAACCUGGCUUGAGGGAUGGGAGGCACAUGGAUCCGAGACGGCCUAUAUCGGGCACAACUACAGACAACAGAACCUGCCGCCACAUACAAAUGACGUCAACACUGCUCCAUACAUCUCUCACGACAAAGAAUGGUUCAAAACUCAACCUGCCCAGGUGCGAGACAAAGAAGGCUCUCUCUACAUUUGCACUUCCCUUUUCCUUGACUGUCAGCGCGGGGCCUCGAACCCCUCGUUCCCCGCCGAGCUGGAGCGUCUUCUGCGUCGCUAUGACAUUUGUGUGCCCAUGGCGGAGGACGAAACGACACUCACGGUCGGUCCGUACUCGUCAGGCGAGGACAAAUGCUUCAAGGGUAUCGGAAAGCUGGGUGGUGCCCCUAACCUUGGAGAGCGUCCUACGACCCUGGAGCUGUCCACACAGGAGCCUACGACGCUCGAGCCGACCACAGAUGCCCCGAGGACUGAUGCCCCAAGUACUGAGCAGCCCAAAUUGGAGCAGCCGAGUACUGAGCAGCCAAGCACUGAUGCCCCAAGUACUGACGAGCCGUCCACACAGGAGCCUACGACGCUCGAGCCGACCACAGAUGCCCCGACCACUGAUGCCCCGACGACUGAUGCCCCAAGUACUGAGCAGCAAGUGGUGCCUGCAUCGUCUCCCCUGCCCUACCCCUGUCCGUCUCUGAGCAGCAAGUGGCCUUCACUCGGCCAGACGACCAUUUUCGGCCAGUACACUUUCGAUGACGAGCCCACGAUGUGGACAUUCGGCGGCACCACGGCUAACAUCGUCCGGACGAACGGCAGGGCCGAGAUCACUCUCGCUGCGGCAGAUGAGGCCUACAUGGAUCUCAACUUCGCCAACACGGCCGACAUGAACUAUGCAGCCGUCGUUUUCACCGUCACAUGGUCGGAGAUGCAGCUCACCCCUGUGGCUGGCGGGUUAUUUCACAACCACAUUAAGCAGCGUGGUUUUGAAAUUGUGCGUAUGGCCGAGCUUGCGCCGACAUUUGCCAGAGCUGUCUCCUUUAUCGUCUAUAGAGACACAUCGGGCGCUCUUGGGGGGAUAAUCGGAUAUAAUGAGGGCCACCCGUCAGGGCCGUUUAUCGACGGCAGCUACAACCCGCUAGUUGAUAAUUUCUUCCUGCUCAAGGAUGACUCUGAGCCCCACACGUAUGCCGUUGGAUACGCGCUGCCAACGGGAGACAUCUUUGUGUGCGAAGAUGGCAGCACAAUCUUUCAGAAGACGAACCUUGCGAUUUGGCCUUCGACGGUGAGACGCGUACGGGUGGGGCACGCCGCCUGGGCGGACGAGGCUAUCGCAGGUAAGAUCGUUCUCGAGUCCGUAAGUUUGUUCUUACCGCAAUCUGCAUCACAGUGUUAUGGCGACACUACAUGUACUGAUCCUUCCCGUAUCUAGUCUGACACCGUUUAAAAGGCGCGCAAUGUAGUCAUGUUCGUUGUACUACUGCAGCUGUACUCUCGUGCGCCUCCGUGUAGCUGUGCUGUGACCAAGAUAGAAGGCGUUCUUCGUGUUUCGCUUUCGCGAUGGAGGCCGUGACGCAUUUGAACGAAAGCGGCGCUUUCAUUCUUGUAGCUGCGUGGAGGUAUCUGCAGUAGAUAUCCUCAGAGAAAGAGUAGAGGUGUACAUGUUGAUUGGAUUAUUUGUAUGAGGGAGAUUGUCUAAUUCUCCACACUGUCUGCAUUUUUUAUCCACGGAGACAAGUCUUUUCGCUGUCUGUCACGGGAAGUGGCAAUCGUAACAGACCUAUGAGUUGACAAUCGCUGAGAAUCGUAAAAGUGUGUGUGUGUGUGUAUGUGUGAAAUCAUCGCAAGGCAG